AUGCCUCCUACCGACUGGUCCUCGACCGCCCGAGCCUUAGCCGAUCAGUUCGAAGACAGAGACAACCACCAUCUCCCCUUCCACCAAAACCCCCGCCGAACCAGCUCGCCCAUCUGGAGCAGACGAUCUCUCGAAUCGCCCAAUACAUCCACCCACGUCCCGCGUCCUCGAACAGUGCGCGACAAAUGGGUCCAAUCCGCCGCAAAACUAAACCGCAAGGCCCUCCAAACAUGGAAUCGCCUCACCUUACUCCAGAAAUCAGCCCUCAUACUCGCCGGCCUAAUCGCCUUCGUCCUCACGCUCCUUGCGCUGAUUUAUAGCGGAAAGAUCUUCGCCUACCUGGCGCCCUCCGCAAAGAGAUGGAGAGAAAUGCCCGCCGGCUGGCUGAUCCUCUGGCUCAUGACCUUCUUCGUCGGCUUCCCGCCUUUGAUCGGGUAUUCCACCUGCGUCACAAUAGCCGGCUUCGUCUUCGGAAUGAAAGGAUGGUUCAUCGUGGCCACAGCCACAGUCCUAGGCAGCACCCUCUCCUUCAUCGUCUCCCGCACCGUCCUCAAGGGCUUCGUCAGCAACAUGGCGGAAAAGAACAAACAAUUCGCCGCUCUAUCCCUCGUCCUCAAACAUGACGGCCUCAAACUUCUCUGCAUGAUCCGUCUCUGUCCUCUACCCUACUCCUUCGCCAACGGCGCCAUUUCGACGAUCCCAACUGUCACUUGGCAGAACUUCAUGCUCGCGACAGCGAUUGCUUCCCCGAAGCUCUUAUUACACAUCUUCGUCGGCGCAAGAUUGGGAGAUAUAGCGGAAAGAGGCGACGAAAUGGAUACCAAGACCAAAAUCGUAAGCUACAUCUCCAUCGCAAUCGGCAUGGGUCUCGGGGGAGCUACAGGCUACAUCAUCUACGCCCGAACAAAAGCCCGAGCAAAAGUUCUCGAAGCGGAAGAAGCGGCCGCAGCGGCCGCUGGUGGUUCACGGAGAACGAGCGAUCAAUCGGGACCAGAUUACGUGGAUGAAGACGAAGACGGGAGACUUGCGCGGGAAGCUUUGCGGAGUAGAGCGAGUGAUAUUUCCUUACGUUCUACAAGAAGAGAUUAUGUCGAUGAUGACGAUGAGGAGGACUUGGGCGCGGAUUUGGAAAGAGGGAUUUAUACCGAUGAAUUUACGGACGACGAGGAUGCGGCGGAACGGGAUGUUUUUGAUGUGGGGGAUGGCGAGACGGAUGAGGAAGGGCUACCUCAGAGAGGAAAGAAAGGCUGA
Lecanosticta acicola is the source of this 1251-nucleotide messenger RNA. NCBI's taxonomy places the organism in Eukaryota, Fungi, Ascomycota, Dothideomycetes, Mycosphaerellales, Mycosphaerellaceae. The record is from the annotation of a GenBank genome assembly.